This is a messenger RNA of Alternaria arborescens, 633 nucleotides long. RefSeq lists its product as hypothetical. The coding region runs from base 1 to 633 and encodes 210 amino acids. The record is from RefSeq and is a predicted model, not a curated record. Lineage: Eukaryota; Fungi; Ascomycota; Dothideomycetes; Pleosporales; Pleosporaceae. The transcript has 2 exons.
AUGGUUUCCCGAAAGCGGUCUCUGACGCAUCCGACUGAUGCACCCAUGGCGAAAAGACUACGCGAUGCGAGAGCUCUUCGGCGAGCUGCUCAACGAGAUCCGAUUCAACUAGAUCGGAUCACCGAGUACAACGCUAUCGAGUCCCCUUUCCUCCGCUUGCCAGCCGAGAUACGCGAUGUGAUCUAUGCCAGCGUCUUCGAGGACGAGCAGUGGGUAUUCCAUGAAGACGAUUCAUCCUACGAAAAAGGCUUCUUAAGCUCAAGAUCAUUCCGCGAGAGUAACCUCGGAUUGCUAUCCACUUCUCGCCAACUACGUGCAGAAACCGAAUUACUUCCGUAUAAGCUUGCGACGUUCCACUUCAGAUUCUAUGAUUGGGACGACUGGAGCGAAGUGGCGUGGUUGGGGCGUCUUCAGAUGAGAUUCUUCGAGACUAGAACAGUGGAACAGCUUCAAGCUAUGACUACGGUAACAGUCUCCGGACAUGUCGACGUGUUGAAGAUCUACAUACAUUAUCGAGGGAACGUGGCUUCCUGGUUUGAUUUCUUGCCCCCCAUGUCAGGUAAGGCACCUACCCAGAAAUGGAAAUCGUUGCAGAAACAGCUAGGCGCCAAGUGCACAGGUCUCGAUUUUUAG